Molecule: messenger RNA, 615 nt
Organism: Ilex paraguariensis (yerba mate)
Lineage: Eukaryota; Viridiplantae; Streptophyta; Magnoliopsida; Aquifoliales; Aquifoliaceae
Source: the annotation of a GenBank genome assembly
AAAUUCUGCAAAGGUUACAGGAAGCAAGGUCACAAUGAAGUUGAAUGCAGGAAGAAGAAGUCAUUGAAUCAAUCAAAGGUUGAAGAUGGAAAGUUCUCGCCACGUGAUCCCGUGAAUGACACAGUAGGUGCACAGAAGGAAAUUGCUGAUUUGAGGAAAGGAAAGAAUAUUCAGGGCACAGGAAAGGAAAGGAAUCAAAUCCUAGAAUUUGGCAACCAAACCAGGAAACAUCCGGACACAUUUCAAUUACGAAAAGGAAUGCAGAAACAAGGAGUAUGGAAAGUAAGUACCGAACAGAAGGAAGCAAGCAAAAUAGGAAAUAACGUAGAAAGAAGGUCUAAUAAUGCUCUCCAAAAGGAUAUGGUGAAUAUUGUGGAUAAUAUUUUAGAAUCUACCCCAAUAGUUUUAGAAAUUGGAGAACAUUCGGGCAAUGAUAUGGAAACUACCAACUUGCAGAAUCCUGUAUUGAUUGAGUCUUCCCAAUCAAAGAAGUUACCAUAUGUGGAGAGGCCAGUUGCAGACGAUGGUGAAACUCUUGAUGAGAAUCCCAGGGAGCUUCUUGAAUUGGCAAAGUUCAUGCUUUCGAAAGAGGGGCUUUGUCAACUAGAGGAUUAG